This is a messenger RNA of Pyricularia grisea, 399 nucleotides long. RefSeq lists its product as uncharacterized. Gene Ontology annotation, molecular function: transcription coregulator activity. The record is from RefSeq and is a predicted model, not a curated record. Bases 1 to 399 code for a protein of 132 amino acids. Gene Ontology annotation, biological process: regulation of transcription by RNA polymerase II. Gene Ontology annotation, cellular component: mediator complex; core mediator complex. Lineage: Eukaryota; Fungi; Ascomycota; Sordariomycetes; Magnaporthales; Pyriculariaceae. The transcript has a single exon.
AUGUCCGAUGCUGUGCCGCAGCCCUCAGCCACCACCUCGGAUCCCCCGCCUGCGACGUCCUCCACCGCCGAUGAGCCCAAGUACGGCGGCCACACGCGCUUCGAGAUCGAGCUUGAGUUCGUGCAGGCCCUAGGCAACCCCAUCUACCUGAAUCACCUGGCCGUGAGCAAGGUGCUCUCCCAGCCCGCCUUCGUCGCCUACCUCGACUACCUACAGUAUUGGACCCGCCCACCGUACGUCAAGUACCUGACCUAUCCCGGACCUACCCUGCGCAGCCUUGAGUUGCUGCAGCAGGAGAAGUUCAGGCAGGACAUCAUCAUGCCGGAGCUGGUAAACGCGCUGGUAGAGCAAGGGAUGCGGGCUGCCGUCGAGUGGCACAUGGAGGACAAGAAGCCUUGA